Molecule: messenger RNA, 910 nt
Organism: Aspergillus fijiensis CBS 313.89
Lineage: Eukaryota; Fungi; Ascomycota; Eurotiomycetes; Eurotiales; Aspergillaceae
Product: ankyrin repeat-containing protein ANK1
Exons: 3
Coding region: 140-655 (171 amino acids)
Molecular function (GO): protein binding
Source: RefSeq, a predicted model, not a curated record
CUUCGCGGCUUCUCCGGCGGCAUUAAUACACAGAAACUCCUCAGGGCAGCGACUCUACUGAAUCUUGACGGAUUAUUUGGAGAUUGAUUGCGCUUUAUCAUCUCUUUCCGACUCUCAGUACCCCGCACACGAAAUCAUAAUGGCUGACGAGGGCGCUUCCCCGCGUGAGCUGGUUGUGGAGGCCUGUCGGCGCGACCAGCCUCACCUGAUAGAACAGGUGCUUGAAGGCAUGACGGACAAGUCGAACGAAGAGGUGGCCGAGUUCUUCAACGGGGUGACGGAUUCCAUGGGCAACCAUGCCCUACACAUCUGCGCCUCAUACGGAAGCUAUGACACCAUGGACACCCUCUUCGACAUUCAGUACUUCGAAUGUGACCCCCUGACCCGCCUCGACAAAGAUACCCCGCUGCACGUCGCAGUCCGCUAUGCCAACGAGAAGGAUGCCGAGUUAGGGCUGGAGAUGGUCCGGAUGAUGUGCGACGCCGGUUGCGACCCGCGGGUCCGGAAUAAGCACAGCCAGAAGCCCACGGAGCUCGUCUACAACAACCCAGAGAUCAAGUCGGUCCUGCAGCAAGCCGAGUACGUGAUGGCCGAGGGACUCCGGGAGGACGCGGAUAGUGGCUCCGUGCACGACAGUGCCAGCGACAGCGAGUAAAUAUGUAAUAGCGAAACACACCACCCCUGUAUAGCGAUUUGUCUUAAUUCCUAUAGAUGUAUGCAAGCGAUGUUCACCUUUUGAGUUUGGGAGUGUUUAUCUAUGUUUCCGGAAUUGCAUAAAUUGUGUAACUACGUGGCUGAAUGCAGGGUCGACCCUGUGUGACGUGCAGACAGGGAUACCGCUGCAGUUUCGGGGUUUGCAUGGAGUGUAGAACUGCAAGUAAGACCGCAUCUUGCAGAAACUUAAUCCCGC